AUUGAUGUGGUUCUAAACAACAACAAUGUGUGUAAAGGCCCAGGGGCACUUCGGCAUUGACCAAGAGGAAACACAUGUUGCACAAUGAUAUGAUCUUGUUGGUACAAUUGUCAGAGCAGGGAACUCCCACAGCAAAGGGCAUAAAACCAUCAGGGCAGUCUGAGGCGGCUCAUUUCUGUGGUGCCCGGGAGUGGAGCAGAGCCCAGCCCUGCCCCAAACGCAGAUGGGACCAUGAACUCCAGCCACAGCUUCAGGCAGACCACCUUGGCCUCCUUCCAUGGAACCGGCAGUGGCUCGGGUCAGGCCAGGUGCUUCCCCCGGGCUCCCAGCGUCCAUGGCGGUGCGGGGGGUGUCCGCAUCUCCCUUUCCUACACCACGCCAAGCUGCCGGCCCCAUGGAGGGGCUUGGGGGCCUGGAAGAGGCAGUUCCCUCCUGGGUGGGAACGGGAAGACCACCAUGCAGAACCUCAACGACCGCCUGGCCUCCUACCUGGACAAGGUGCGCGCCCUGGAGGAGGCCAACGUGAAGCUUGAAAGCCGCAUCCUGCAGUGGCAUCAGCAGAGAGACCCUGGCAGUAGGAAAGAUUACUCCCAAUACGAGGAAAACGUCAGCCGCCUGCAGGAGCAGAUAGUGGAUGGUAAGAUGAGCAAUGCUCAGAUGAUUCUUCUCAUUGACAAUGCCAGGAUGGCCGUGGAUGACUUCAGCCUCAAGUAUGAAAAUGAGCACUCUUUUAAGAAAGACUUGGAAAUUGAACUUGAGGGCCUCCGAAAGACCUUGGACAAUCUGACCAUCAUCACAACAGACCUGGAACAGGAGGUGGAGGGAAUGAGGAAAGAGCUCAUCCUCAUGAAGAAGCACCACGAGCAGGAAAUGGAGGAGCAUCAUGUGCCAAAUGACUUCAAGGUCAAUGUGAAGGUGGAUACAACUCCGGGGGAAGACCUGAUUAAGAUCCUGGAGGAUAUGAGGCAAGAAUAUGAGCUUAUAAUAAAGAAGAAGCACCAAGACUUGGACACUUGGUAUAAAGAGCAGUCAGCAGCCAUAUCCCAGGAGGCGGCCAGUCCAGUGGUUGUUCAGAGAAGCCAAAGUGACAUCCAUGAACUAAAGCGCACUUUCCAGGCCCUAGAGAUUGACCUGCAGGCACAGUACCACAGGAAAUCUGCUUUGGAAAACACGCUGUCAGAGACCCAGUCUCGGUACUCCUGCCAGCUCCAGGACAUGCAAGAGAUCAUCUCCCACUAUGAGGAGGAACUGAUGCAGCUGCGCCAUGACCUUGAGCGCCAGAACAUCGAACACAAGGUGCUCCUGGGCAUCAAAACCCACCUGGAGAAGGAAAUCACCACCUACCGCCAGCUCCUGGAGGGAGAACGCGAAGGGACAAUGGAAGAAUCUAAGACGUGCAUGAAAGCGUCUGCAGCUCCAACGAUCAAGGCCAUCACACAGGAGAGCGUCAACGGAAGAAUAAUCCUUUCCCAAGUGAACGAGAUCCAAAAGUGUGCAUGAGGACAAGGAGAGUUUCUGCCUGUUAUAAAAACUAUUUUCCCCCAAUGGAAAGUCCCCACCCAGAUACUAAUGAGUGAGUCCUAAAAGGUAUCCUUGGAGGUAUCAAACUCAGAAACUUUCAUUUUUUUUUCUCUUUAACAAUCUCACCAGAUUUCCCAUAAUGCUCUUAAUAUAUUGCACUUUUUGAAUCUAAGUAUGAGCUUAUGAGUUUAAAGCUCUACUUUCCUACUAUAAUCUUCAGAUUCUCACCAUUGUGCAUCAGUUUUGUAGCCAAUAAAACUCCAGACCAGCUGCA
This is a messenger RNA of Microcebus murinus (gray mouse lemur), 1795 nucleotides long. It is a transcript of the gene KRT23, whose product is annotated as keratin 23. Gene Ontology annotation, molecular function: structural molecule activity. The record is from RefSeq and is a predicted model, not a curated record. NCBI's taxonomy places the organism in Eukaryota, Metazoa, Chordata, Mammalia, Primates, Cheirogaleidae. Gene Ontology annotation, cellular component: cytoskeleton. Gene Ontology annotation, biological process: epithelial cell differentiation; intermediate filament organization.